Messenger RNA from Thelazia callipaeda (thelaziosis nematode), 963 nucleotides. The record is from the annotation of a GenBank genome assembly. NCBI's taxonomy places the organism in Eukaryota, Metazoa, Nematoda, Chromadorea, Rhabditida, Thelaziidae.
AUGUCGAAGCGUAAAAGACAGAUUGAACCAACUGCAGAAGAUUUAUCCAAUGUUGAAUUCGAAACUUCGGAAGAAGUUGAUGUAGCGCACACUUUUGAUAGCAUGGGUCUGGGGGAAGAAUUAUUGCGAGGAAUUUAUUCCUACGGAUUUGAGAAACCUUCAGCAAUUCAGCAGCGUGCUAUCAAACAAAUAAUUAAAGGUCGUGAUGUUAUUGCUCAGGCACAAUCAGGUACUGGAAAAACAGCAACAUUCAGUAUUUCGGUAUUACAGUCUCUGGACAUAACAGUGCGUGAGACGCAAGCAUUAGUUUUAUCUCCAACACGAGAAUUAGCCGUACAAAUACAAAAGGUGAUGCUUGCUUUGGGUGACUAUUUGAAUGUGCAGUGUCAUGCAUGUAUCGGAGGCACUAAUGUUGGCGAAGAUAUUCGUAAACUUGACUACGGUCAGCAUGUUGUUUCGGGAACUCCUGGAAGAGUAUUUGAUAUGAUUCGACGCCGCAACUUGCGUACUCGCAGCAUCAAGAUGUUGGUUCUUGAUGAAGCUGAUGAGAUGCUUAAUAAAGGGUUCAAGGAACAAAUUUACGAUAUUUAUCGUUAUCUUCCUCCGGGUGCUCAAGUUGUACUUCUUUCGGCUACUCUUCCUCAUGAAAUUCUUGAAAUGACCAGCAAAUUCAUGACUGAUCCCAUUCGUAUUCUCGUGAAACGUGAUGAGUUGACACUGGAAGGUAUAAAGCAAUUUUUUGUGGCAGUUGAUCGAGAAGAGUGGAAAUUUGACACCUUGUGCGAUCUUUACGAUACACUUACAAUCACGCAGGCUGUGAUUUUUUGUAAUACACGCAGAAAGGUUGAUUGGCUGGCAGAAAAAUUGAAAGAAGCAAACUUCACUGUAUCAGCUAUGCAUGGUGAGAUGGAACAAAAGGAACGUGAUACAAUUAUGAAAGAAUUUCGUGGUGGAGCUAGGUAA